UGACGUGGACGGCUGUGUUAAUAAAGGACCUACGCAAUAUCUGGUGACAGUGAUACCGAAAGUACAUCACGUGACUGUCAUAUUGACCUGUUUAUCAACUGGCCGACACAAGACGAGGUCGAGAAACGAAUGGCCACCACAAGAGACAAUGGAGCAGUGGCUUUAACUGGAUUUGUCAACAACUGGCAGGCCGGAAAGACAUUACCACAAUGUAAUCGACACAUGCUUGAUACGGAAGACAACUCUGACGUCAUAUUCCGUGCUGAAAAUGAAGAUAUUUCAAUCAACGCCCACCGCUACGUCCUCGUCAGCAGGAGUUGUGUGCUGCAUGCCAUUUUGUCUGAUCCCCUAGCGGUGAAAUCUGAUGUUACCAUGCCUGCAGAUAACAGUGAUACUUUCAAACAGUUUCUUAUAUAUUUGUACACAGACAGCACCUCCAUGGACACAGACAAUGCCAAGUCCCUUCUCGACCUCAGUCGGAAGUAUUCUGUCACCAAACUUGAAAACAUGUGUUUAGAGUUCCUCGAUACAGGGCAAACAGCAACGACCAACGUGCCCCAUGAACACAUGACUUCCGGCGACAACUGGCAAGCUGGGAUGAGUCUUGCUGAAUGUAACAUGCGCAUGCUCAAUACAGAAGAUGGAUGUGACGUCACUUUCUUGGUUGGAAGCGAGCGUCAUAUGAUCAAAGCCCACCGUUACAUGCUCAUCAGCAGAAGCUGCGUAUUCGAUGCCAUGUUUGCUGAUGAUGUGGCGAAGUCAUCCGACGUCAGUGUUCCAGACAUGACACCGAACCACUUCCAGCAAUUCUUAAUAUACCUCUACACAGAUGACACAUCACUGGACUCUGACAACGCCACCGUGUUACUGCAUGCGGCCAGGAAAUACGCCGUCACUCUCUUGGAGGACAAGUGCCUACAGUUUCUACAACUAAACCUCAGUGUUGACAACGCAUGUGGUGUUCUAGAUAUAGCAUAUCGGUACGAAUAUGAAGAAUUGUUUGAAGCGGCUCUGGUGUUUGUUAAAGGUCAAGGUCAGAGGUGUCUCCAGUCGCAGGGAUUCCUGAUGCUCAGCAAGGAGCUCGUAGAUCAGAUAAUCCUCUCCUCUGAUCUCAUCGCGUUCAACCAUGUGGUGUUGAACGCCCUAUAUCGGUGGUCGGAGUAUGAAUGUCGGCGUCAGGGAAGGGAGAUAACUCCGGAAUCAAAGAAAGCCGUUCUAGGUAGGACCUUGGAGAAGAUGACGUGCUACCUAGAUUCUUCUUUAGUUCAAGAACUGAGAGCCGCGAACAUGCUUUAUCACGUUCAGGGUGAAGAGUACAGAUUUAGAUCCCAAGGAAUCAAAGCUGAUCUUUUGUCGCAGUUCGACUGUAUAAACAUUCUAGAAACUAUCUCUUCGGGAAAUCAGGGUACGAUGAGUGACGAAGUGCCUGAAAAGACAGCUGACGUGUCAACGUCAAGUUAUCAAACGUCAGAAAGACGUUAUGAAACAACACGUAACUGCUACACCUACUACGGUCUUUCAGAUGCUAUUUUAUUCCGGUGCAAUAAGAAAAUCAACCUCCAUGGAUUUCAGUUGUAUGGUCCCCUUAGAGGCUCAGCGAACUAUGACGUCAUAACGAAUAUCCUCGAUAGCAACAUCUCAAUCCCUUCUUCCGUGUUGGACAGCUCCUACACCGUGGACGACGACGACGAGGUGUUCGAUGUGAUGUACAACGCUACCGUGGCUAUCAAGGCUGGGGUGUGGUACACCCUGGUGGCUAAGAUUCUCGGACCAGAUUCGAGAGCUGGGUACGGGGGUAAUAUUCAGAUCUGUUGCCCUGAUGGUGUCGUAUUGGACUUCCGGAACUCGGAGAGAAGUAAAAACGGUACGAGCGUGACUGUUGGUCAAAUGCCGGCGUUUGUGUAUAGCCUCAGAUAGGGCUGGAAUAUUGUCGUUCCUAGAUCUGUUGACUGUUGACAAAUGAUGUGAUGUUUGAUAGAAUGAGAUGAAGACUUUAUUGACUUUUAACGAAAAAACACAGGGCGCCGCCACUGAUACCCGCUCGCACGAGGUCAAUUUCCAAAACGAGACUCUGACCUCUGACCGAAGCAUACAAUACUAAACCUUAAUUGCAUGUCCACUACAGCUUGGACCAUACACCUGUGUUCCUAUACUAGUGUGUUUAUUUAUUGUUGAACGCCGCUCUCGGCACUGUUCCAGCUAUGACGGCGGUAUGUAAAUAAUCUGGACCAGAAAAUGCAAACUGGUUUCGGUCAACGUUUUUACCGAUUGCCAGUCGUCUACGAAUCCAGAGUCAGGGCUCUGGGGCGAGGACGACAGUUUCACUUCCGACAUGGCCAAAUCUGGGAAAACAAAAUAAUUCAAACAGAUUAAUUUGCAAUUGAACACAUGGAUUGGAUUAUUGUAGUGAUGUGAAAUUGGGUUUAACGUCGCGUUCAAGAUUAUUGCACACAUGAAUAUGGAUCUGCCACAUAUAUAUAGCUUCAACAAUGAACUGUCUAUAAAACUGCAGUUGUAUAUACAGGGCAAAAUGUAGAACUCUUAAAGUUUAUAAAUUAAUCAGUUCCCAUAUUAUAUAGGCGGUUUGUUUGUCGUUUAACGCUACACUCAGCAAUAUUCAAGGUAGAUGACGGCGGUCUGUAAGUAAUGGAGUCUGGACCAAACAAAUACAAAAUACAAAUUCCAGAAUGUUGAGAUCUCAUUGGUUCAUGAUAUGGUUCUCACUGGAUCUUCAUAACAAACUACGUACCCCACAUUGACAGAAAUCGUUUGUUUCACUGUCCACUCAGACACAAACAUGUUCAUAGACUUUACUUAUCAGUUAGUAUUUUUUUUCAAGGUGGCCUUGAACGUCACUAAAUAAAGGUUAAGUAGCAAUCAGAUAUACUUUCAUUCUCAGCUUCCUGUAUAAGAGAUAUACUAUUCGGCAUACAGCGACAACACAUUAAUAAACACAAAGAAUGUUAAACCUCGGUCGAAAUAGAGCCUGCAACCUCUUGAAUUGUAGUCUUUUGCGGAAGGUUUAAUUAACCCAUAUUGUUUUGAAAGUUAAACUGAUUGAGACACUGAAUUAUUUACAUAUAUUAGGUAAUAUAUUUCGACGUAGGGUCACUGUUAAUGACAUUGCCUGUGCACCUCUCUGAAUAUGAAAUGUCUUCGUUUCUGUUCAAUGGUGUUCUUCAGAUACAGCAGCAAUACAUCACCUAGACACUCAAAGUUUAAUAAAUAAAACAUCAAAACACAUUUGAAGUAACGCAUAGUUUAAUAGAUAAUAGUUUUAACUGUUCAAAUGUCCAAAAA
Molecule: messenger RNA, 3300 nt
Organism: Haliotis rufescens (red abalone)
Lineage: Eukaryota; Metazoa; Mollusca; Gastropoda; Lepetellida; Haliotidae
Product: BTB/POZ domain-containing protein 6-like
Exons: 5
Coding region: 130-1917 (595 amino acids)
Biological process (GO): neurogenesis
Cellular component (GO): cytosol
Molecular function (GO): protein binding
Source: RefSeq, a predicted model, not a curated record